Molecule: messenger RNA, 672 nt
Organism: Sipha flava (yellow sugarcane aphid)
Lineage: Eukaryota; Metazoa; Arthropoda; Insecta; Hemiptera; Aphididae
Gene: mRpS10
Product: 28S ribosomal protein S10, mitochondrial
Exons: 4
Coding region: 115-672 (185 amino acids)
Cellular component (GO): mitochondrial small ribosomal subunit; mitochondrion
Source: RefSeq, a predicted model, not a curated record
GGCUCGGUGAUAAACGUCCGAGCGGAUAAUGGUUAUUCUAUCAAUCCAUGAUACCCGCAUCUAUAACUCGACGCGUUCGACGAUUUUUCUUCACGUUUACGUGUCUAAUAUCUCAUGCUCAUCGACGAAAUGACGUCCUUUCUGAAAAACGUACUGUUGAACAGAAGAAAAACUGCUGCGUUCUUGUCGGCAAGCCUUAACUCGCCGUCGAGAUGGUUUUGUGCCAGCCAGACACAACCAAUCGACAACAAUGCCGAUACAUUGCCACCCGUUUCACAGAAUGACCAACUUGACAAAUUGUACAAGACUAUAGAAUUUGAGUGUCGUGGAAAUGACCCCGCCGUAUUGCGCAGUUAUACUCAAUUUGCUACAAUGGCAGCUAAUGAACUAGGGAUUCAAAUUGGAAAAUGCUGGUCUCCUCGUAAAGCCCAUCAUGAACGAUAUACAUUAUUGCGAUCUAUUCAUGUUCACAAAAAAUGUAGAGUGCAGUAUGAGGUAAGAACAUGGUUUAGAUUCAUUCAUUUUCAUAAGCUUACUGGAUCUACUGCAGAAACCUUUUUGGAGUACACACAGAGAAAUUUACCUGAAGGAGUUGCACUUAAAGUAACCAAAGUACUUUUAGAAAAAAAUCCUGAAAGUAUUGCGUCACAUAUGAAAUUGAAAAUAGUUUGA